This is a messenger RNA of Mus caroli (Ryukyu mouse), 940 nucleotides long. NCBI's taxonomy places the organism in Eukaryota, Metazoa, Chordata, Mammalia, Rodentia, Muridae. The record is from RefSeq and is a predicted model, not a curated record.
CGGCGCAGCCUCGGCCUGUGUGACUGGCGGUGCCCGCGCAGCCUCGGGCUGGGAAGGGUGCAAGAUGACCAACGAAGAACCUCUUCCUAAAAAGGUCCGACUGAGUGAAACAGACUUCAAAGUUAUGGCACGGGAUGAGUUAAUUCUAAGAUGGAAACAAUAUGAAGCAUAUGUUCAAGCUUUGGAGGGAAAGUACACAGAUCUUAAUUCAAACGAUGUGACUGGUUUAAGGGAAUCUGAAGAAAAACUAAAGCAGCAACAGCAGGAGUCUGCACGCAGGGAGAACAUUCUUGUCAUGCGGCUAGCAACCAAGGAGCAGGAGAUGCAAGAGUGCACUACUCAAAUCCAGUACCUCAAGCAAGUUCAGCAGCCGAGUGUGGCCCAACUGAGAUCAACAAUGGUAGACCCAGCGAUCAACUUGUUUUUCCUAAAAAUGAAAGGUGAACUGGAACAGACUAAAGACAAACUGGAACAAGCCCAAAAUGAACUGAGUGCCUGGAAGUUUACGCCUGAUAGGUAAACAAAUCAUACUCCCCAGUCAAGACUUCCCUGACAGUCCCACCUCGAGAAAGCUGUGGUGGGACAGCCAAGUACUCGUUUCCACACCAAGACUCAGACUUUUUGAGCCAAAAAAGCCACAUUCUUAUACUGUCCAGCUUGUAAUGGUUAAUGUAAAACUUACCAGAUGAACCUUGUGUUUCAGCUUUUCUCUUCCCCUCCCCCUUGCUUCAGAGGCCUGAUGCCGUCGGACUAUUCCGAAGAAGAGGCCAACUCCGAAAAAUUCCCCUUCUAGGACAUGUAGACACUUUGAGAAGUGUUUCUGUUUGAAGAAAAUAGAGGGAAAAACAAGUCUUAAGUCUGUGGCACACUGUGUCUUCAGACAGUUUGGAGGAUUGAAAUCCUAGAGGUUUUAAAUCAUGAAUUGAACAUGUAAAAUUCC